ACCAUAGUGAAGUGCGUGCUAUACAUACGUUGAGGAUUUACAUGAGUGCUUCAAUAUGAGAUAACUGGAUACAAUCCCCAUGUGCACGUUGGAGCAAGAUGGUGAGAGAGACUCGGCAUCUCUGGGUAGGAAAUUUACCCGAGAACAUAAGCGAAGAGCGGAUUAAGGAACAUUUCAAACGUUAUGGCCCCGUGCAGAGUGUUAAGGUGCUGGCGGGGGGCGGAGUGGGCGGCGAGGAAGGGAGUGCAGGUAUAUGCGCCACCGUGGCCUUCGUGGAUAUCUGCUCGGCAGCUAAGGCCCAUAAAGCUGAUAAUCGGUUGGAGGACCGCUGCCUCAAGACUACUUACCACGAGGCCUCCCUGAGUGCCCUCUCCUCGCCCCAAUACACCCCACCCAUUCACCUACAUAGGGAACCGCCCUCCCACCAGUACACGCCCACGCCACCACCCGCGCCCAAUUCUAACAACCCUGCCCUAGCCGCCCGCAGUCCCAGAUUCUCUGGGUUGUCUGAGGACCACAGUGGGUAUGAACGCUCUAGUCAUUUUUACGAAGGUAGACGAGAUGAAAGUUUAGGCUAUAAUGGACCUGGAGUUGGGCCUCCAGGAAUGCGUCGUGUUUACCCAAAUGAUCGUGAUCAAGACUUCACUAGUAGAGGUCGGUUACGAUUGUAUUCAAGGGGGCCCUAUAGUAGUGGACGACCAGACCAGGGAGACUAUCGUUGGGGAAACACCCAGUAUCGGUAUCCACACCAGGACCCUUAUGUUGAAGAAAAGGUGGUGGUACGGAGAGGGGUUGUACCACCUGCCCCCUCUUCGCCUCCCCUCCAACGCUCUGCUGCUCCUCGGCCCACAAGAAUACCUGCUGGCAGUGGUAAUAUGGGCAAGAGGCGACAUGCCAGUAGAUCUGGUUCAGAAUCCCGGUCAUCAAGUAGAAGCAGCAGUAGUAGCAGCAGCAGCAGCAGUAGUAGCCGCUCUACCUCCAGCAGUUCACGGACGCCAUCUCCUGGAAGAGUGACUGCUGCCGGUAUUUCAAGCACAGGAAUGUUAACUACUGUUGGGGGACUUGGUUCCCCUCAGGAAGAAAAGAGACCAGUAGCCAUCUGUGUUAGAAAUUUACCACCAUGGUCAACUGAAACUUCUUUACGGGAAGGAUUAUUCCAUGACUACAAGAAACAUGGGAAGGUAAUGGCUGUGCGCUUGCUGGGCUCUGGCAAUGACCGCUUUGCUGUUGUCUGCUUUAAGAAGCCAGAAGAUGCCGAAAAAGCUCUUGAUGCCUCACGUGAAAAGCUUUUUUUUGGUGUAAAGAUUCAGGUGGCACCACAUGAGGGUGUUGAACUGGAUGAGAGUGAAUGUAGAGCAUAUGAUGUAGAAGUUGAUGAGUAUCACCCGAGGGCCACACGAACCUUGUUCAUUGGAAAUCUAGAAAAAGAUGUGACCAUAGAAGAUCUUAAGAAACAUUUUGAGCAGUUUGGUGACAUCAUUGAAAUUGACAUAAAGAAGCAGAGUGUGUCAACCUUUGCAUUCUGCCAGUACUCUGAUAUUAGGUCAGUGGUAAGAGCGAUGAGGCAGAUGGAUGGGGAACAUCUAGGGGCCAACAGGAUUAAAUUGGGAUUUGGAAAGUCUAUGCCAACCCGGUGUGUUUGGAUUGAUGGUGUGCCAGAAAAUCUUUCCGAACAACAACUCUAUGAGCAGUUCUCACGCUUUGGGCCUGUGGCACAUACCAUAAUUGAUAGAGAAAAAGGACAUGCAUUGAUAUUUUAUGAAGCUGAAAAAUGUGCAUCAAAUGCAGUCAUAGAGAUGCGUGGAAGAGUUCUCAAUGGCAGAAAAAUUCAAAUUGACUUUGCUUCAAGAGAGUGCCAGGUUGCUUUUUUUGACCACCUUUCUAAGCAAGGCCACCCACUACCAGCAGAAAGACCAUGGGAAAGAAGAGAAUUGGACAAAGAACCCGGGCGGUAUGAGGGAACAGCCAACAGAUAUAACAGCAGGUAUGAACGUGCCAGGAGAGAAAGUGCUGCUUUUCCUGCAAGACCAGCAACCAAUAAUCGCACUUCCACUUACAACUCCUCCGGUAACAGAAGUAGAGGGAGAUAUGAUAAUUAUGAUGAAUUUGCACCAGGGCGAAGCUAUGAUGAAUACAGUCAAGGCAGUGGAGCUUCAUAUGAAGAUUCAUAUGAGCGAGAGCUUCGCGAGUAUGCUGGGAGUCAGCGGUAUGGAGAUGGGGUUGGCACUGCUGCAACUGCUGCAACUGCUGCAGGCAGCUGUCGCCGUCAUAGCUUCAGUCCUGCUCGCCGACGGGAUGAUCGCUCACCGGGAUCACAACGGGCACACUCUAGAGACAGGAGCAGUUUAAGCCCUUCUGCAAGAACUCAGUAUGAGGAAAACGAAACUGGAGUUCGCCGUACUGCACGAAGGUCAACCAGUGAUCAUGACAGUUUUCACAGUCAGUCUCCUCCUGGCUCUCGUGCUGCCUCUCCCCCUCCACCACCACGGCCAGCAAAAUCUGUGUCUGGGUCAUCUCGUCUAGCCCCUCCUCCUAGAUCACCAGGAACUCCAGUUGCUGCUUCACCAUCCAGAGAAGUAACCCUCCUAGAUGAUCGUUCCCUUCCAGCCCCUGGUGACUACAGGCGACGUACCAGUGACCUGAAAGACCUUGUUGUAAGAGUCAGUGAUGUAAGGCGACCACCACCAGCCCCCCCAGAAUCACCUCAUCGCACAGGGUCUCACAGAAUACAUCGUUCUUCACACACAGAAGAUGGAGAAGAUGUAGUGAGUAGCAGUAGUGGGGGAGGUGGUGGACCACAAGACCCGAGACUAAUGCACAGACGAGGUGCUGAUGAUCCACCAUCAUCUGGGGAUGAGCGUCCUCCAGACCCUGAACGCCCCCACAAGAAGGCGCGUUACAGUGAGGCUAACUAUGAAAAAUCUAACAGUGUAAAAAGAAUGGCAGACAGCAGUGAUGCCAUUCCAAAUUUCAGGAGGCCUCAUGAUGCACGAAGGGAUGGAAGAUUGCUCAGGAGGAGUGGAGACCCAUUACCACCACCACCUCGUCAUUCUGAAGAAGGGCUUCAUGAUCCACGCUACCGCAGAGCAUCUUUGCCUGACUCUGAUGAUAUACACUGGCGCCGUGAUGCCGUUCAUGUGUCUUCCUCGUGUGAUGCAGCUGCUGAUCACAGUGAUGCCAGCCCUCCAGGCACGCCUGUUCGUGAUGAGAGGGAUGACUCCACAGAACCUCCACGUCACACCAUGCAUCACCAUCACCAUCACCACAAUCAUCACCAUCACCAUCACCGAGAACGGUAUCAAAGUGUACCACUGUCUUUACCAUUGCCAAGGUUUGCACAACAAGUCCGUGCUCAUCUUUCACCGCGUGCAGCAUCAACAUCACCAAAAGGUGCAAACAUGUUGCGUUCACCUCCCUUUAGUGGAGGGAAUAAUGCAGUUCGAAGUGAUGUUCGUGAAGUGGGUGGUGUUGUUCUGGACACUCCGAUGUCACCAGGACCAAGAGACAGUCCCUCAGACUCGGAGGAAUCUCCACAUUCUCCGUGUAGCCCAUCUGUAGAUCUUGAGCAGAGAAUUCGUGCUUUAGAUGAAAAAUAUGAAAAAUGGUCUGGGUCUUCAAGGGUUGUGGGUAACAAUUUAUCAGCACCUGUAAAUGAAACUGUAAAUGACAGUGGAAAUAGUUCAGGUGGUAGUGUUGGGAAAAAUGCAAGAUUGCCACGUAUACUUGAUCUUGAUGAGUUGCGGUCACAGCCGUCCGAUAUUGUGAAGUCCCUGCUCUCAAAGAGAUCAGUCUUUGAUGAGGACAGCAAGCGGUUGGAAAAUGUUGGUGAUAAAUAUGAACCCAAACCCUUCACUGCAACCCCACGCACCAGUAGGGUUGGAAGUCUGUUACCAAGCCCACCUGUUGUGAGUGUGCAGGUUCCUCGCCUGCCUACCACCCCACCAGCAGUGCCCUCUGCAACACCUAUAAGUAGCCUGCCAGGUGUCAGACUUUCCAGUCAACAAUCUCAACAACCUCUUACUUCAAGUCCUUCUCAAGUUCCUAGGGUGUGUGUUUCUGUGCCGCAGGUCAGUAAAUCUCAGGGAUUGUCACCGUUGCAUAGACCUGCGGUUUCUCAGGCAGUAAGACCACCUGCCUCAAGCCCUGGCUUUAGCCCCGGUGUCAGCCCUGGAGUAAGUCCUGCCCAUCCACCGCACUUAUCUCCGGUUACGCCUGUAAGUCCUGCACCACCCCUCACCACCACCUCUUCCAUUGCCACCACCACAAGUACUACCUCAGCUGCCACUCCUCUUAGACGUACGUCUGUACCACCACGCACAGUGCGUUUAGAGUUACCAGUCAGCACAGGCAAUGAAGGUGAGGAGUUAGGGGAUGGCAGUUCAAGUGGAGUAGUUACUGUUGUUGCUGAUACUCGUGUUACAGGUGUAGUGUCAGUCACACAGACAGUCUCCUGCAGCAAGUCUGUAUUAACAACUACUACCAGCCUCUUACAACCGGUGCCCAGUGCUGUUUCACGGUCACUUUCAGGAGAUUCUGCUCCUUACAAUGUACCUGAGAGGAGUGGCAGUCAUGCACUCCCACUGUUAGUAAAGGAAGAGCCUUGUGUGGAAGAGACUGUGGAUCCUAUUAUACAGAGAAUUAAGAGUGGAGAACCCAGAUUAGAUGAAGCUAAAGCCAAAGAUUGUACUAGGGAAGAUAGUGAUAAUAUGGACACUAUUGAAUCGCUUGCAACAGAUCAGGUUAAAGCACAGGUACCUAACUUUAAAACAGAGUCUGUGAAGGUAGAGACAGUGAAGACUGAAACAGUGAAGUUAGAACCGUUAAAAUCUGAGACUAUAAAGUUGGAACCUAUCAAGGUUGAAAAUGUGAAGGUGGAGGUGAUAAAGGGUGAGCCAGUGAAUAAGGACGUAACUAAUAACCACAAACGAAGACAUAGCAGUGUUGAUGCAGAAACUCGAAAUAAGUUAGACUGCAAAGGUGUUGAGCCCGAUGCUAAACGUGUCAAGUAUGAAGGUGAGGAUGAAAAAGUCUUACGUGAGAAAAUCACCAAAGAUAGGAGAGAUUCUCGGGAUGCAAGGGAUGGCAAAAAGAGUGAAAGGGAAAAGAGAAACAGAAGUGGUAGAAGGGAAGAAGUGAGGGAAGGGCAUGAUGAAAAGUUGAACAAUCGCACAUUUGAUGGGCCAGAAACCAAACAAAAGAGAAAGACUCAUGAAAAUAGAUCAGAGGAAAGAAAAGAGGAAAGCCACAAGAAGGAAGAAAAGAAGGACAGGCGGAAAGAAAAGUAUGAAGAAAGACCUCCAGAAAAAAUAUCACGGGAAAAGUUUCAUGACAUCAAGGUGGAUGCAAGGACUUCUGAAAAGGUCAGUGAUAGGAGAACUGAUGAAAGAAAAGAAGAAAGAAGGGAUGAGAAGAAGGAGGAAAAGAAAGAGGAAAAACGUGAAGAGAAGAAAGAAGAAAAAUAUGAUGAGAAGAAAGAAGAGAGAAAAGAAGAUAAGAAGGAAGAAAGGAAAGAAAAUAUCCGAGAGGAAAGAAUCAAGAGUGAAGGUGGAAAAGGAAGACAUGGUGAAGACAAGAAAGUUGAAACAAGGGACCAGAAACAUAAAGAAAGAAAGGAAAAAUCAAAGGACAAAGAGCGUCUUAAAAGUUCCACAUUCUCCAGGCAUGAUAAGGAGGUGGACAGGGAAAGAACUAAAGAUAAAGAGAGAGACAAAGAAAAAGAACGUGAAAAAGAAAAGGUGACUGAGAAAGACAAAGACAAGAAUGUGGACAGAGAGAGGGAAAAAACUGUUGAGAGAGAAAGAGAAAAGAAAGAGAGGGAAAAGGCUCUAGAGAAGGAGAGAGAAAAGAUGUUAGAAAAAGAAAAAGCUCUUGAAAAAGAAAAGGAAAAAUCAGCAGAAAAGGACAGAGAAAAAGUGUUGGAGAAAGAGCGGGAAAGGGAGAAGGACAGAGACAAAGUUAGAUUGAAUGAUCGUUCACGAGAGCGGGAGAAGGAACGCAGUGGACGCAUGAAUCACAGGGAUACCAAUGAAAGAAUCGAGAACAAGCGUGAUGGGCGGCACAAUAGUGAACAUCGUCACAUAGACAAAAGAAAAGAUUUGAGACAUGAAACCUCAAGCAGACACCACCACAGAGCAUAUGAUGCUUCAGAGACCAUUGACAUGAAACAUAAGCCCCGUAAGUCCCGGCCUCUGGACACUGAUGAGGAAGAAGUUACAGAAUCAAACAAACUGGCUUCUGCUCACUAUUCUAGUAGUGAUGACACAACAGUAACUAAUCAUGAUGUUGUUUUACCACAAAUGGAUGAAUCAGUUCAUCGUUUGGAUAAGUCAGAGUCCAGAGGAGAGCUUGAUGAGAGGAGGUCACGUGACAACCGAAGAAGAAAGCAUGACUCAGGCAAAAGUGACAAGAGUGACGGAGAAACAAAAUUAAAGGUGUUGUCGAGCCGCAACAAAACUGUUCCAUCACAACCUUCAAAGAUCAAAGUUCGUACAGAUUCCGUUGAACCAGAUAUGCAAAUUAGUGACAUAGCAACCUCAGAAGAUGAAGUAACAAGGCAUAAAGGUGAAAAUAUGUCCAGACGAAAUAGUACAAGUAGUAAACUUCCCCAACAGCAAAUAAGACCAGGAGUUACAUCUGGUAUGAAAAACAAGCAUAAUGUAAAACCAAAAUCCAUAUUUGACCCAGAGAGUGAUACUGCAGACAGCCUGACUGGUUCAGGUGGUGAGGUGGAAGAGGGAGAAGAGGUUCCUAAAAAGCAUUCAAUAUUUGACAUUCCUGCUGAUGAUGGUAUGUUUGACAUGUACGACAAGGUUAAAGCAAGGCGGCUUAAGGUCCAGCAGAAGCAAGAGGAAGAUCGAAGACAACAAGAAAUUAAACAGUUGCAGAUGCAGAAGUACCGACAACAUCAGCGUGCAAGGAAGGAGAAGAAGGCAGUACAUCCAAUGCAUUCAGACAUAUCAGACUCUGAGGAGGAGGAGGAGGAGGAAGAGAAUGUGCGUGGCCAGAAACGUGUACAUAAUCAACACACAAGUUCUGAUGAUGAUCCAUUUCGUAAGCGACGUCCUACACAGUUAUCCACUGAUGAAACAGAUGAUGAUAUUUGCCUUCGUCAAGAUAAGAAAAAGAUCGCAGCAGUGCUCAGUAACAAAAAGGAACAGAAACAUAAAGUUAAGAAUAUGAUAGUCUCAGAUGUCACAACAGAUGAAGAAGUUGUUGUUAAUAUGCCCAGGUUUCCAUCUGGAAGACCAAAUAGAAUUUCAGACAAUACUGAACCUUCUGAUGCAAUCCGAAGUCGUGGUGAUCAUAUUUAUACAGAUUCUGAUACAGAAGGUGAAGUGACACCUAGAAUACCUAGUAAGCCACUAAGGGAGAUAGAAUCAGAUAGUGAAGUUUCAGAUGUUCCAUCUCAUGCAAAACCACCAAAGCCGUCAGCAAGAGUGAAAGCUCGCGACAAAGAGAGAAAGGUUGGCCGGAACAGGGAAAAGACAAAGCCUUGUGUGAGCAAGGAACUCAUAAGCACAUCAGAAGACAGUGAUGGUGCAGUACCAUCAGAAGAUUCAAGGCCUGUCAGACCAAAAGCAAAGGCAGAUCCAGUUGAAAUAAGGCCAGAAAAACCCAUGACUCAACCACAGCGAGAACGGAAACGAACAGGUGACACUGGUAUUGUAAGGGAAAAGGUCCCCUCAAAAAAGGAUGAAAGAAUGGAAGCCAUCUUUGGUCUCAUAUCAGAUGACUCUGACCCAACACCCCCAACACCAAGACCAAGACCUGCUUCAGCUACAGCAAGGCGAAAAGGAUCUGCUUCUUCAGGUGCCUCCACUGCUCCUCCAUCACUAUCUCCAGCACCAACCAGACUAUCUGUGUGUGAAGUAUAUGACACUGAUUCUGAUGAUACUCAAAUGUCACAUGUUUCAAAUCUUGCAAAACCUGGGCAUGUCUCCACUAAAUCAAUUCAACAGGACAGUUCAUGGAUAGAGCAGAAAACUGAGAAUAAGAUUGAGACUAAAUUGAAAUCAGAGUACAGAAAUGAGGAAAGAAGAAGUGUGAAGAAAGAUCGAUCCAAGCGAGACUCUCUUCCUCCUCCAGAGAUGGUUAGACCUGUCUCCGAUUCUGGCAAAGGUAGCAGCAGUAGCAGCACAAGUACCAGCAAUACUAUGAGUACUAAUAGUAGUGCAAAUAGUAGCAGCUCUACAGAGGAAGUUGCUCAGUCUGAGCUUCUCCUAAUCACAGAAGUGAUUAAAGAGGAAAAUGAAUCUCAUGAUUCAGAAGCCAGUGCUCCUGUUGAUGUGUUCCGGUUUACUGAUGAAGAUGCAGGUGAAAGAGAUACCAGAAAGGACAAGAAAAAGAAGAAGAAGCACCGAGAAAAAGAGGGCAGCCGUGGAAGGCGUCACCAUCGACAUACAAGUGAGGAACAAUAUGCUGGAGAUCAGCAAAGUGAUCGUCAUAACAUUGAACAUUCAUCCAUGUUGUUGAUUGACACAGCAUCUCCGCAGAGUCCUCAUAGUGCAUCAUCAUCAAGCAUGCUAAGCCCUAAGGAGAAAUUACCUCGACCACCACAGACUCCCACCAUGCCACAUAGCCCAAGAGUUGUUGCACCACCAUCUGGGUCAGUUUGUAACUCAACUCAUCCACCACAUAGUCCUCCCGAUGCUAUCUCUAUGAAAAGUCCAUCCACACGAACUCUGUCAUGUGACUCACAAGAUUCUGUUGGCUCACGUGACAGUAAAGAAUUAUUAGAAGUUAAGGACAGCAGAAGCCCUCAUCCUCUAUCUACCCUUCCUCCAGAUGCAGCAGAAUCUGCUGUGCAGAGUCUUGCAUCUCAUGUCCCUCCAUCAUCUCCUGCAGGACAUGAACCCAUAUUUGAAGAUAUUACAGAAGCCUCUAAUCUUAGUGCUCCUGAAAAUUCUGUAGAUGUCACUGCUGGAAAUAAUGGAAAUGGCAGUGCUAAAGCUUCAAGAGCAGUUAUUUCUCAGGAGGAAACUUUGAAUGCUGUUGCUGGACUUCUUGCUUGUUAUGAUGACUACAGUGAAGAUGCCAGUGUACAGCCCACUGAUGAGGAAACAUUGAUGCCACCAGAUGCUUCUGUGGCUGCAGAAGAUGCAUUUGAAGAAGCGCAGAAAGCAGCACAGAUGUUACAGUGUGAAAUGCCGGGAGAAAGAGAUGAAGCAUGGCCCCAGCAGACUCCUCAUAGUACACCUACAACAUCAACAAAAGUUUCUGGGGAAAGUGAAACUCAGCCAGUACCAACACAAGAAGAGGAAGAGGAGGAGGAACCAGAUAAUGUUGAGUCAAGAUUUCCUCAAGCACCCCCUGACAGUCCAGCAUCAAUGCAGUCAGAACCAGAACUGCAAAUUGAUGAAGACCAACCAGAUCCAGUGGAUGAUAUGGAAGGUCCACCUGCCCCUCCAGAACAGAAAGAAUCAUGUCCAUCAGGCCAUGGAACUGCCUGGACAGAAUCAGUGGAAAAGACUAGUAAACCACAGGAAACAUCUACUAAAUUGGUAACUGAUGGAGAUGAUCACAAAGAAUCUGCACUCAAACAGGAAGAAAAAGAGAUACAAGAAAGAAAGGAAGAAAUUAAAAAUCCCACGCAGGCCAGUGAUGAGAAGGUUAAGUUCAUAUUUGAUGAAGAAAAAGGUGACUUACCUCAUGAGACAGUAACUGAAUCAAAUCAAUCACAAGCUAUAGUUGAAGAUGGUCCCAAAACACCAGAAUCCAUAAAAUCGCCAGCAACACUCAAGGAGUGUCUUGAUUCAACUAGUGAAAUGGCUGAAACCCUUCAAAAAUCCUCAGAUGUGUCAUUAAAUCCUCUUACAACUUCAGCAAAUUCAGAAUCAGUUCAGUCCAAGUCAAAGAGACCAAAGAGUCCUGAGAGUGUGCAGCCUAAUACUGAAACGGACAAAUUAGAUGUCUGUACUUCAAAAACAGUCCAGCCUGAUAUGAUUACUCCAGCAAGUACCAUUCCAUCAACCUUGGUACUACACUCUUCAACUGUACCAAGUACUUUGCAAAGCAUCUCAACUGUAGCACCAACCUCUGCUACAGCUACUACCCCUUCAUCUGUGGCUGUACCAACAACAUUACAUUCUCCAGUUUCCUCAGGUCCUAUGCAACCAUUGGCAUCAAGAACUACUACAGUAUCUAGCCCCUCAUCAGUUGCUACAACAACAACAACUGAUUCUAAACCUAGACCAGCUUGUACAAUAGUGCCCACUACAAUUGUACCUUCUACAGUUGUUUCUCUAAGCUCUGCUUCAAGUACCUCUACAACAUCAACAGUAGUGUCUUCAAAAAUAUCGCCUACCAUUCCUACUACAGCUACAAGUACUGUUUCCACAGCUGUCUUUACUCAGUCAUUGCAAAAACCUGUAGGACCAAUUCCUACUACAGCAUUAAUAUCAAGUACUACUGUGGCUCCAGUAUCCACAAAUACAACAACAAAUGCAGUAAUUGGUCCACUUCCUGUGAAAACAACAGUUGCAGUACCAACAAACAUAAUUGCACCAAAUCCUGUGAAGGUUCCUUCUUCAGAAACCAUCUCCAGUCUAGAAACUUUGCCAAAACCAACACCGGCAGGUUCAUCAAUCCCAUUGGUUGCAUCUGUUCAUAUUGCUAAAACAAGAUCCAGAGUUCCUCAGGAACCUGCUUUUGUUCCGGAGCAACCUUUAGUAUUAGUCUCCACUGCAACAUCUAAUUCAGACCCAGUUUCAUCUGUAGGAUCAACAUCAGUGCCCACUUCAACAACUUUGUCAAGUACUUCACUGUACUCUAGUCCAUCUGCAGGCUCCACACCUACAUCAUUGCCUUCUGUAGCACCAGUAAUGAAAACACUGAUAUCUGCUAAAACAAUUCCAACAACAAGUACAUUAACUCUGGCACCAAUAUCCACUGUAUCCUUGUCAGUGCCGGAACCAUCAACUCUGAUAAAAGCUGUUUCUGAGUCUUUUUCAACUGCAACAUCAGCACCCACUUAUUCAGAUGCUUUACCAUCUCCAGCAACUACUACAUCUUUAUCCUCUUCUGAUUCCAAUACACUAAUGACCACUGCGAGUACUUGUAGUUCACCAAGUGUUCUGUCAACUACAACAGCAACCAUGUUCUCUACAGUAUUGUCUCCAACUGCACCAUCUGUCAUCUCAACUGCACCUAAUUUAAGUUUGUUACCUAGUCCACAAACAAUUAGCUCAUCCCAACCAAGUACUUCAAGUACAAAGACCAGUACUCUUCCUUCUCCUACUUCUGUACCUGUGCCCAUAUCAGGACCUGUUCCUACUUCUGUUCCUAUUCCUGCUGCUGAACCAAGAACUGCAACAGAACCAAUAGAGAUCAUAGAUACAAAGCUGGACAUAGAUAAAACUAUCAAGGAGGAAAAUUCUUCUGGGACAUGGAAGACUUUGUCUAUAAUGCAUAAUGAUUCUUCAUCCCUAAAAUCUACUGUCCUUUCUGAAAAUAAUGUUGAUGCAGAAUGUAAACCUGAUAUUAAGAAUCUAAAUGUUAAAAUAGAACCAGUAAUGACAGGUGGUGAUCUUUCACACAAACUCAAGCAAAGACCAGAAGUAAUUUCUGCAGUUGAUAGAAUAGCAACAGCAGAAGCAGUCAAAAUUGAAACAGGGAAGAAUAAUCCAGUGGCAGUUGAACAUGUUUUAGCAAAUCUUCAGACCAUUGUCAGUGAAACAGCUACACAACCUGACAUAGAAAAUGCUUCCCAGCCAGAUAAAGAAGAAGCCUCUUUGCCACAGCAACCAGUCCUUAUUUCACAGUCAUCCUCCACUAAGGACUCUGGCUCUACACAUCAGCAACCACAGGAUGACUUGGCUAAGUUGGAGCAAGUUUGUUCAGAGAUUCAAAAUCAAGCUGAAGAUCAAAGCCUUGAUCAAAAGCCCAGUUCUGAUGAAUUGGCUGAAAAUAGUUCUAAAGUACAAGAACGUAAUACUGCUGCUAUCCGAGGCAGAGGAAGAGGUCGGGGCAGAAGAGGUGGAAGAAGAAUGGCAGAUGUACAAGAGGAAGAUGGUUCUGGCAAUGCCACACCAGCAACGCGCUCUAGUGGAGUAACACGAGGCAAGGGCCGAGGUCGAGGUCGACAGGCACGUACUAGUGAGAGUCAGCAAGAUACAGUUGUGGUUGAUUUGGCAACAAAUGGUACAACUACAGAUAAUGCUUUACCUGAACCCAGACGUAGCAGUCGUAUGAAACGUGCUCGAAGGCAUCCUGAUAUGGUAGAUCAUGAGGAAACAAGUGGACGUAAACGUCGUGGCCGUGGAGGGCGAGCUGCACAGGUGGAAGACAGCCGUCCAAUGCCAGCACCAACAGCAUCAGAUGUUUAUGACUUUCAUGAAUCAGAAGAUGAGGACAUUAAUUUGGGUCUCACCAAAGCUAAAGUUAAGAAGGAUGCCACAAAACCAGCUGCUGGGAGGAGUCCAGCUAAAGCUGAGCAGGAUGAUGUUCGACCAGUGGAUAGUGAUGAAAAUCGUUCCUCUUUACCAGUAGUACCCUUAACCAGAAAAUCAAAGAGAUUGCGUGUGAAAGCUGCAGAAGAUGAACCACUGACUGUUGACAUAAAUGAAGAAGGAAGUAACAGCAAUAAUAGUCAACCUGUAAUUGUAUUAGAAAGCUCUGCACCAAUACAGACACCAUUGACAACAGUAAAUACAUUGUCAAUAGCCACAGCUCCCAUUCCCCUCACUCCUACAACACCAUCUCGAAGUCGUAGCCGUUCAAAGGCAAGAGAAGGGGAACCAGAAGAUGACCCUUCAGUGAGAAAAAGUCCCCGUGGCCAUAACCGAGGCUUUGAUCCUCAAAUUGAAGUUGAGAAGGGUGUCUUGGGUACUUCACAGCCAACAACUUUAGUCGUCACUGGUGUAACUACCACCAUAUCAAGCCCUGUUCCAGCACCCAGCACAGCGUCAGUUGUACCACCCACUAUAGAGGAAUGCAAGUCAGAAGCAGAGUUAGUCGACCCAGUAACUGGAGUUGUAACACGAGUAAAAGUUUGUGAAGAAGGUCAGUAUGUGACAGACACAGGAGAUAGUGGCGUGCCACCAGUUGCCCAUAUCCUUCCUACAGUAAAUGUUGAUCAUCAUACUAAACCACAGAUAUCAACAUCAGUAAUUUGUUCUAGUAAUAGCACCAGUGUGAGUGUUGUGAAUACCAGUGCACAUCUUCUGGCAUCAACACUUCCAGCAGCUCAUGCCAACAUAGGGAGUCGUCCAGGUGUUACAAUGACUGUUGUGAGUAGUGGUAACAUUGGAACUCCACCUGUUGCAACUGGUGGCCAUCCAGGAGAUGUUAGUGUUGAGUUAGUUACUCGUCCUCGUGCUCCUCUCCAGGUGCCUGCUCAGGGGGCCAUUGUGUCUCCUGCUCUAGGAGGAUCUGUACCAAAUGUUAUUUCCACAAAGUGUCCUACUAUAACACCAUCCCAGGGACCACCAGUUAGCACUACAAUGCCAGCAAUUGUCAACUUAGGUAGUGCUCCAAGACCUACAGUAACUACGCCAGCUUAUAACACUAAACCUAAAAUUGUGCAACCACAGCAGCAAAUACAACAAGCACCAAUUCAGCAACAGAAGCAGUUGCCACACCUUCCACCACAGCAACCAGUGCAGCAGCCAUCACAGCCACAACAUUUACAACAUGCUCAACCUCCUCAGCAACAACCGCCACCAAAGCCUGGACAGGUAAAGGCAAUAGGUGGAGUUUCAUCACCUGGAUCAAUACCUAUUGGGAACCAUGUACGGAAGUCAAGCAUAUCAGUUCCUGCACCAGCUUACUAUUCUUCAAAGACUCCCGUUGCUACAGCACAAACACUGCAACGUUCUGCUGUUGUACCCAAGACUAGUACCACCUCUAGCCAACCACAACCAGCUGAACAUGUAAUAGAAGGACGAAACAUCAGUGCUGUGGCUUAUGAUGCCACACACAACCGGGUAGUUCCAACAGCAAGUAUUGAUGAAGCUGCUGGACAUCAUCGAAUAUAUAUGGAUGACCAGCGCACAGUUCAUGGUGAAUUUAGAGGAGUUAACAUCCAUCCAAGGUAUACAAAUUCUCGCUUCUUAGAGCCUCCACGUGUUGAUGUCACACGAUUGCCUGGUUCAUCUCCAUCAACACCGUCCCCUGCUGGACGGCCUCAUGAGCCAGAGCCUUCCCAUGCUGCUUCUCACCACUCUUCCAUGCCAGGUUACGAUGUGCAUGCUGCUGCUGCUGCUGCCCACAGUCACAAUACAAGUGCCCCCAUGCCUGCCUCCUCUGCUGCAAUUGCCCCUAAAGGCGGGCUGGCUCAUUACUACCAUUCAGGAGAUGUAGGAGAGUUUCACCAGCAGCCAGUAGCCCUCCACCAUCCCCAUCACCCAUCACAGCACAAUGCUGGUGGUGGCGGUGGUGGUGCUCCCGCUGCUGCUGCUGCUGCUAGUGUUACUGUUGGUGGUGGUGGUGGUGAACGUUAUCUUACCUCCCCCCCACUCUCCACCCCACCCUCUGCUCACACUCCCCCUCCUGCCCACCAGCACAUGCUGCAGGGUGAGAUGAUGCGUGGAGUAGCACCUCAGUACUUGCCACCACAUGUUUAUACCUCGCAGUAUUAUAGUGCUAUGGAUCCACGUAUGUUUGGAGGAGAGAAAAUUAUAACACAGAUGCCACUGGACAUGAAGGUAGAAAAGGGAGAGCCAGAGAAGCUUGAAUCACACUCCACUUCAGGGACCCCAGGACCAGCUGAUUUCCCCCCAAGACCGAGUGGAGCCCCAGCAGCAUUAGCUCCGAGGGGCCAGUCUUCACCUCAUGUCUUGGCUUCUCCACAUCAUGACCGGUCUACUGAUUCUCCUCAGGUUGCGAUGGUAUAUAGCCGCCUUUACGAUCGAUAUUACAAUUAUCCUGGUCGUGCUGGGACUCCUGGAGCUCCAGGAACAGGUGAACAUGAAGCCAGAAGCCGAAUUUCGUCACCCUCGGGAACUCCUCUUGUAUACCCUGCCAUGGGGCCAGCAGAAGUCCACCACCAACCAAUGGUACAAAUAUCAACUCCACAGUACGCUUCACAAGUUCCACCUCAGUUACAAAUGCUUAUACAGGGUACAAAUGUAACUUGGACUGGACUUCUGGGGCUGAAGCAAGAGCAUGCAGCUGUACAGAUGAUUUAUGUCUCGGGUAGCAGUGACGUUGCACGUGGUGCCUUGCCAAUUCAUCCAGAUGGAACUACUUCUGUUAUGCGCAUUGGUCAAAGAAUGAGAUUAGAACAAACACAACUUGAAGGAGUUGCAAGGAAAAUUCAGAUGGAAGCAGAACACUGCAUGCUACUGGCUCUUCCUCAUGGCCGAGACUCCUAUGACAUUAUCCAACAGCACAAUAGUCUACGUAAUGGCAUUAUCAACUAUCUUGUUGUGAAACAGGCUGCAGGGAUUGUAAAUGUUACUGCUCCUGGCACUCAUCAGCCUGCAUUUGUGGUUCACAUAUUCCCACCUUGUGAUUUUGCAAAUGAAAACUUGGCUAGAAUAUCACCGGAUUUGUUGCAUCGAGUUGCAGAGAUCUCGUAUCUUCUGGUGGUUAUUGCUACAUGCUGAGUCUCCUUUUAAUACUGAAGAAGGAUUGUGAUACCUGAAAUAUAAUUUUUUAAUGAAAAUGUACAGCCACUAUGUUUUAUGAGGUUUUGGAAGUGCAUUUUUAUAUCUUGAAAGGGACCUAAUACCAGAUUUGAAAUUGAAAAUGGAAACCAAGAAACUUUUACUUGAUAGGACUGAAAGUUGUGCUAUAUAUGUAAUUUUUCUUUUUGCAUCAGACCAUUUUCUUAUUUUCACGAAGAUUAUAGGACAAAAAGAACUUGAUAUUUGUAUUAAUGAGUUUUAUGCAGUUAUGAAAUGACCACUUCUUGAAAAUACUGCUGCAGAAUCUAUAUUUUUGUGAAGUGUUAAAGUGUGAAACUGAAAAGACAGUAAUAAUAAUAUGAUUUAUACUAUAUGUAUUAGAUAUUCAGAAAUUAACAAUGUAAGGAAAAGUUGAUUUAAAUCUCAAUUGAUUUUCUGUAGUUUGAGUUACCUUGGAAGCUGUAAUUCAAGAAUUAAUGUAAUAUUAUUUACUUUGUAAUUAGCAGAAAAUUGUAGAUUCUAUUAGAUUUGCACAACUACUUUAUUGCAAAUAAUGGCUUGUAUUUGUGAUGUAUGUAAAAGAAAGAUAAUUUAUUUGAUUUAAUGGCUGAUACACAGAAAUAUGAACAAUUAACAAGUAAGACCAUGCUCUCUGUCUCUCUCUCUCUCGAUGGUAAAUGAUAUAGAACACUGUGAUUACCGUUUUAAUGAACAAUGUAACAGGAAUGAUGAUAAUAAUAAUAAUAAUAAUAUGUGGAAAAGUGAUCAAAUGGCACCAUUAAACUAAUAAAAAAGGUAAAUAAUGAAGAAAUCUUGCGAUACAAUAAACUGGUUUGAUGUUGGUGUUAAAUUAUGGAAAUGAUAAGCUUGCCUCACUGUCGUGUUCUGAUUGUUUGAUGUGCACAGCUUGCAACAUCUCAGUAUACCUAUAACCACUAUAUAUGACUAAGCACGCUGGAAAAGACGUAAUAUUUUGGCCCGACAGCACUAGACCCUGAACAGUAGUAUGGCAUGGAAUGGCAGAAAAUCUGGUUUAUAGUGAAGUGGCCUAAAUAGGCAGUCCAUGCUACUGUUUCUGUGAGACUCUCCUAUGGACACCCCAAUUAAAGUCAUAUCUUGACUUGCCUCCACAUGAGUGAUGUAUGAGUGUUGUGUAAGUUGUGCAGACACAAUUUUUUGUGUGGCCUAACCAGCCUUGGGCCCAAUGGUGCCCAUAUGCCGCCUAUGGUGUUUAGACGAGCUGUAUAGUUGUAAAUACAAUAAUGAUUGUAGAAUAAUUCUUUUUUACUGUUCAUUUUGGUGGGUAUGUACUUAAAAAUGCUGCCACAACCACCAUUAUGAUUGGUGAUUGACACACAGCUAGAUCCAAAGCUCUGAUAUGGCUGUGUGUGCACCAAAAUGUUGUUCGUGUGUAUACACUGCAUUCAGGGUGGCUGUGUGCAGCCCAUUGUUAUUGUAUGUACAGAUCUAAGCAUGGAGUCACCCUGAUUUAUUUAUUUAUCAGUCAUCUUGUUCAUCAUCUGUUCCAUCUUCCUCAUAAAUACUCCCCCUCAUAAGUGAUGCUCUGCCUCCUUGUUUUCAUUCACAUGCACAUACACACCUGCCAGUCACAUCUUGUCUAUGUCUAGUGUGGAAGAUCUAAGAAGACAGUUUUCACUAUUACCAAUUCCUACCUUAAUCUUGUGAUGCCUGUCUCCUGGGCUCGUGAGCACAGUCCUCAGGAACCUUCUCUACUGCAACACUCUCAUUCUUAGCCAGCUAUCAACAUGUGGAUUUCUCUAUCUCACUCAUACACUUUCUCUGUUUUAAUGUGGCACGUUAAUAUGAAGGAAGUCUGUUGCUUUUGUCCCCUUUUCUUUGAUUUACAAAUUGACAUCUUUCACCACGAAUUUGCAAGCCUUGCAGAAUCAUCUGAGCUAAACCAUCCCCCCCCCCCUUUCUUUUAUACAAAGCAGCUAUUUGAUUCUUACUUGCCUGUCACACUUCAUUGAAUAAGGUGUCAAACAGAUUCUCAUAAUAUAAGAAGGCGCCUAAUGCGGAUUAGCCUGCCGCUGCUAUGGCACUCUUGGUAUAGGAUUUUAAAAGAAAAUCUGUAAAGCAUUUGGUCUAGAUUUAAAAAAAGCUUACUUGGUUCUGCACUGUUUUCAGUUUCUCAGCAGAAUUCAAUCUAUUGUAUGUUUGCUCAAGAAGUUAGCGGAAUUCUAUUUUCACUUUUUAUUAAUAUUAUGUAAAAUAUGUGGCAAAUCUAUUUUUGAUGUACAGUUUGAAAAUGUGAAAAAGUGUUUAAAUGUAAGUGUACUUGUUAAGUGUUGCAUACAAGAUACGAAGUGUGUCUGAGGCGUUUGUAAAUAGGUCUAAAUAAACUUUUAGGCUGUGAUCCUCAGUUCUCUAGAAGCUUCUUUGGUCAGAAAGUUUAUUAAAAAGUCCAGUGACCAAUUUAAAUUAUUUCAAAAACCAAUAAAUAUCACAAAGAAAUUUAA
Penaeus chinensis is the source of this 18046-nucleotide messenger RNA. RefSeq names its product protein split ends-like. The record is from RefSeq and is a predicted model, not a curated record. Lineage: Eukaryota; Metazoa; Arthropoda; Malacostraca; Decapoda; Penaeidae. Gene Ontology annotation, molecular function: RNA binding. Bases 99 to 15545 code for a protein of 5148 amino acids. The transcript is spliced from 18 exons.